Messenger RNA from Triticum dicoccoides, 1427 nucleotides. RefSeq lists its product as uncharacterized. Gene Ontology annotation, cellular component: anaphase-promoting complex. NCBI's taxonomy places the organism in Eukaryota, Viridiplantae, Streptophyta, Magnoliopsida, Poales, Poaceae. The record is from RefSeq and is a predicted model, not a curated record. The coding region runs from base 1 to 1251 and encodes 416 amino acids. Gene Ontology annotation, biological process: protein K11-linked ubiquitination; anaphase-promoting complex-dependent catabolic process. The transcript has 8 exons.
AUGGAGCAAGGGCGGACGAGGCCUCACCGGGGCCCUGUAGUUGUGCUUAAGUCGGCUCGGGGAGGGACCGGGGAGGCGGUCGGCGAUGGCGGGGACGAGGCGACGACGGAGAGGACGACGACGAUGGAGUCCGGCGAGGAGGAUGGGGACGUCACGCGGUGGGGAGGAGACGAGGUCGAGGCGGAUCGUUCCGGCGGAGAGGCGGUCCGGUGGCCCUGGUCUGGUGGGGAGGCGGCGUUAGCGAGCCCGAUCCUUAUCCCCAACCUCCUCUCCUCUCCCAACCCACUCGCCGCCGGCCUCCCUUCCACCUCCUCUCCUCCGUCCGUCCGCCCCCAUGCCCCUCGCCGCGUGCGCCACGCCGGCGGCCGCGCGCCCGCCGCUCCCCGUCUCGCGCCGCUGGUGGUGCCGGCGGCGGGGCGGCUGAAGGGAUGCCCGGAGCUGACGGUGGAGGGUGACAUGCGGGAGAUGGCCAAGACGGCGGCCUGGAGCGUCAGCUCCUGCAAGCCCGGCAACGGCGUCGCCUCCAGCCGCGACGACAGCCUCGACACCUACUGGCAGUCGGACGGCGCGCAACCGCACCUGGUCAACAUCCAGUUCCAGAAGAAGGUGCAGCUGCAGCUUGUUGUGCUCUACGUGGAUUUUAAGCUGGACGAGAGCUACACGCCCAGCAAGAUCUCCAUCCGGGCCGGCGACGACUUCCACAAUCUCAAGGAAAUUAAAACGGUGGACCUUUUGAAGCCAGUAGGAUGGGUUCAUAUAUCAUUAUCUGGCACUGAUCCCCGAGAAACAUUUAUUCAUACAUUUAUGCUCCAAAUCGCGGUGUUGGCCAAUCACCUGAAUGGGAGGGACACCCAUGUCCGGCAGAUCAAGAUAUAUGGGCCACGACCGGUUCUGGUAGCAACGAUGACGGUCGUUGAGAGGUUCGUGGACUGGACGGUGUCGUGGCUGCCGAUGUACAGAGAAGCGAAGCUGCUGCUCGUUCUCUACCUCUGUCACCCCAGCACACGGAGUGCGGGGAGCGGGGCACGUGUACGAUGGCUUCCUCCGUCCGCUGGUGGUGAGGCACAAGGACGACAUCGACCGGUCCAGUUGGAGCUGAGGGCCAGAGCGAGGGACGUGACUGCGUUGCAACUCAAGGCGGCGGCUGCCGUCAGUCAUGUGUGGCUCUUCGAGGCUAUCCAAUGUGUUUCGUCGCAGCUACAAGGAGGAACGUACAUUGACGAGUGGUCCAAUUUUUGGAUUGGGCCAUAACAACUUACGUAGGUAGUUGCUUAUGUAACUGUGCGAUAGAAUGGAAUUAUACAUGAGUUGCUGCUACAAGGAGGAACGUAGUUGCUUAUGCAAUUGUGCGAUAGAAUGAAAUUAUACAUGAGUUGCUGCUACAAUGAGGAACUGGAGAAGAUACGACAACUAUGUGAUAGAAUGAA